AUGAUGACGGCAGUUACAGAGCUGCUGUUGGAAACACUGGAUGAUCUGGGAAAGGAUGAGCUAAAGAUCUUUAAGUGGUUCCUGCAGCAGGCUGAAAUCCUGGAGGAUUUCCCUGCCAUCCCAAGGAGCCGUCUGGAAAAGGCUGACAAGCUGGACACACUGGACCUGAUUGUGCAGACCUACAAUGAACAGUCUGUGGAGGUGACCAAGAAAGUGUUGACAAAGAUCAACAGGAAUGACCUGGUGCAAAAUUUGUCCAAUGUCAGCUUGAGGCCCAAACAAAUUGUGCAUGAUGUUGGAGGAAUUUUGGAGAGCAGCGGUGCACCUUCUGCCUCUCUUCCUUCCCCUCAUACCAACAGCAGUCAGACUGAAGAUCUGCUGGAACCAGACCCUGACCCUUCAGAGCUCAUUGCAUUAAACAGAUGCACACUCCAAUCACACCUCCAGAACAGGUUUAUGUGUGCACAAGAAGGGUGGACGGAAAGGAUGGAUAAAAAACACCUAGCUGAUGUCUACAUAGAGCUCUACAUCACAAAUGGGAGUGGUGUAAACAUCAACAGGCAGCAUGAGGUCAGGCAUAUUGAGAUGGCAUCAAGAGAACCAGGGGCAACAGAGCAACCAAUCCAACCCAGUGAUAUCUUUACACACCCCUCUGGGAAAAACACACCUGUAAGAACAGUGCUGACCAGUGGGAUUGCAGGAAUUGGCAAAACGUUCCUUGUACACAAAUUCAUCCUGGACUGGGCUGAAGGAAGAGCCAAUCAAGAUGUGCAUCUCACAUUCCCCUUCACUUUCCGCCAGCUGAAUUUACUCAAGGGCAGAAGGUUUCGUUUUGCUGAGCUCAUUCACAAAUGUAUCAGGGAAACCAAAGACAUCAGUGAGGAGGAUCUUAAUGACAUUUUCGCUAAACUACAGGCUUCAGGAAACACCAACUAUGACAAGAGUAAAUUCAAACUUCUUUUUGUGCUUGAUGGGCUGGAUGAAAGCCGAUUUCAAUUCGACUUCACUGCUGACAUAAAUGCCACUAUUGAUGUGACACAGGCAGUUAGAGUAGAUGCCCUGUUGACUAGCCUCAUCAAGGGGGACCUGCUACCUUCUGCUCGCCUCUGGAUAACCACACGACCAGCAGCAGCUAGCCAGAUCCCUCUUGACUUCAUUGACAUAAUGACAGAGGUGAGAGGGUUCACUGAUGCACAGAAGGAAGAGUACUUCAGGAGGAGAUUCAGAGAUGAGGAGCUUUGUGGCAGAAUCCUCUCCCACAUCAAGACAUCACGAAGCCUCCACAUCAUGUGCCACAUCCCAGUCUUCUGCUGGAUUACUGCUACAGUUCUGGAGGACAUCUUGAAAAUGAGUGACAAAGAAGAGCUGCCCAAAACCCUGACUGAGUUGUACAUAGAAUUCUUGUUGUUUCAGAUCAGACAGACAAAAGAGAAGUAUGGCACAGAGAAGAGCAUUGAGUAUAUUCAGUUGCUAGCAAAACUUGCUUUUCUCCAACUGGAAAAGGGGAACCUGAUCUUCUACGAAAAAGAUCUCAAAGAGAGUGGCAUUGACUUCAACGAAGCCUCAGUGUACUCAGGAGUGUUCACACAGAUCUUUAAAAAGGAGCACCGCUGGAAGAAGGACAAAGAGGAGGAUAAGAUGUUCAGCUUUGUCCAUCUUAGUAUUCAAGAGUUCUUGGCUGCUGUUUAUGUGGUACAGUCACUCAUUAACAAAAACAAAAAUGUAAUGGUGCAACAACAGCUCAAGUUAAAAAGUGUCCAGAUGCUUUUUAAGAAACCCUCUAUGGCAGAGGUCCAAAGAAUGGCUAUUAACAAGGCCUUAAAGAGUCCAGAUGGACAUCUGGACUUGUUCCUCCGCUUCCUCCUUGGUCUCUCCCUAGAAACCAGCCAGAUUAGCUUACAAGGCCUCCUGAAACAGACAAUAAGCACGUCAAAGGACAAUCAGAAAACAGUGCAGUACAUCAAGGAAAAGAUCCGUGAGAAUCCGUCUCCAGAGAGAUGCAUUAACCUUUUCCACUGUCUGAAUGAGCUCAAUGAUCAUUCCCUAGUGGAGGAGAUCCAGCAGUACUUGAGUUCAGGAAGUCUCUCCACAGCCAAAGUCUCUCCUGCUCAGUGGUCAGCUCUAGUCUUCAUUUUGCUGUCAUCAGGAAAAGACCUGGAUGUGUUUGACCUCAGGAAGUACUCUGCUUCAGAGGAAGGUCUCCUGCGGCUGCUCCCCGUAGUCAAGAACUCGAAUGUAUUCUUAGUAAGUGGCUGCAACCUCUCAGAGAGAAGCUGUGAAGCUCUGGUCUCAGUUCUCAGCUCCCAGUCCUCCAGUCUAAGGGAGCUGGACCUGAGUAACAACAACCUGCAGGAUUCAGGAGUGGAGCUGCUUUCUUUGGGACUGGAGAGUCCACACUGUGUACUGGAAACUCUCAGACUGAGUGGCUGUAAGCUGUCCUGGAGAAGCUGUAAAGCUCUGGCUUCAGUUCUCAGCUCCCAGUUCUCCAGUCUGAGAGAGCUAGACCUGAGUAACAAUGACCUGCAGGAUUCAGGAGUGGAGCUGCUCUCAACCGGACUGAUGAGUCCAUGCUGUAAACUGGAAAGAGUCAGGUUGAAUGUGUGUAAGCUGUCAGAGAGAAGCUGUGCAGCUCUGGCCUCAGAUCUCAGGUCCCAGUCCUCCAGUCUGAGAGAACUGGACCUCAGUAACAAUGACCUGCAGGAUUCAGGAGUGAAGCUCCUUUCUACUGGACUAGAGAGUCCACACUGUGUACUGGAAACUCUCAGACUGUCAGGCUGCCUGGUCACAGAGGACGGCUGUGUUUCUUUGGCCUCAGCUCUGAGCUCCAACCCAUCCCAUCUGAGAGAGCUGGACCUGAGCUAUAAUCAUCCAGGAGACUCAGGAGUGCAGCUGUUGUCCGCUGGACUGGAUGAUCCACAGUGGAGACUGGAGACUCUCAGUGUGGAUCAUAUUGGAGCGUGCUGGUUGAAAUCUGGUCUGAGGAAAUAUGCCUGUGAAGUCACCCUGGACCCAAACACAGCAAACAAAUACCUCUCCUUGUCUGAGGACAACAGAACAGUGACACUGGUAAGAAAGAUGCAGCCGUAUCCUUACCACCCAGAGAGAUUCCACCACUGGAAGCAGCUGCUGUGCACAAGUGGUCUGACUGGCCGCUGUUACUGGGAGGUGGAGAGAAAAGGGUGGGUGUCUGUGGGAGUGACUUACAGAGGAAUUGGAAGGAGGGGGCAAGGUGCCGACUGCUGCAUUGGUCUCAGUGACACAUCUUGGAACUUGUGCUGCUCUCGGGACCGUUAUUCUGCCUUCAACAAUAACAGAAUGACAGCCAUAAGUACAACCAACUCUGUUUCUGACAGAGUAGCAGUGUAUCUGGACUGGCCUGCUGGUACUCUGUCCUUCUACAGAGUCUCCUCUGACACUCUGAUCCACCUCCACACAUUCCACUGCACAUUCACUGAACCCCUCUAUCCUGCAUUUGGGUUUGAGUAUCUGAUUAGGUUUGACUCCACAGUGUCUCUGUGUCAAGUGAGGGAGGGAGAGUUGCCUCCUGGAGACAAACACAACUGCUGAAACAAGAUCACACACACUAAAGACUUAUUUCUUUGGAUUUUCAUGUCACAAUACAAAACACAAUGUCAGUGUCCUAAUGUACUCUGCAUGGAGACAAAUAAACAGUGGCU
Epinephelus lanceolatus (giant grouper) is the source of this 3677-nucleotide messenger RNA. Its product is annotated as NACHT, LRR and PYD domains-containing protein 3-like. NCBI's taxonomy places the organism in Eukaryota, Metazoa, Chordata, Actinopteri, Perciformes, Serranidae. Gene Ontology annotation, molecular function: protein binding. The record is from RefSeq and is a predicted model, not a curated record.